Kwoniella botswanensis is the source of this 300-nucleotide messenger RNA. RefSeq lists its product as uncharacterized. The transcript has 2 exons. The record is from RefSeq and is a predicted model, not a curated record. The coding region runs from base 1 to 300 and encodes 99 amino acids. NCBI's taxonomy places the organism in Eukaryota, Fungi, Basidiomycota, Tremellomycetes, Tremellales, Cryptococcaceae.
AUGCGGAGAGGCGUCUCCACAGCCUUGAACUUCAUACAACAAUCGAAGAAGAGAUUGGCAGCGCAUCGUCUUGGAAACCUCUUAAAACGAAACCCACCGGGCGCCCUUGGAUGGGCGGGUAAACGGCGGGUUCAACAUUCAAGAAUCUUCGAUCUGCAACAGGCUUGGUGUGCUAGAUUUGGAAAGCUUACCGAUAAUCUGAGGGAGAAUCCACUUAGACAACAUGCCUCAGUGCUCCCAGGGAUGACUCCUAUCACCCCUCAGACUUCAUCAAACCCAGAAGGAUGGGUGCUCAAGUAG